Molecule: messenger RNA, 591 nt
Organism: Trypanosoma conorhini
Lineage: Eukaryota; Euglenozoa; Kinetoplastea; Trypanosomatida; Trypanosomatidae
Product: GMP-PDE, delta subunit family protein
Exons: 1
Coding region: 1-591 (196 amino acids)
Biological process (GO): cilium assembly; lipoprotein transport
Cellular component (GO): cilium
Molecular function (GO): lipid binding
Source: RefSeq, a predicted model, not a curated record
AUGGCGGCAAACAUUCAAGUCACUCCAGAGCAGGUGCUGCAGUUCAGUUCACCCACCAGCGACUUUCUCUGUCCUUUGACCGCCAACACGUACAACAUCGAGUUCUACCGCUUCACCAUCCGCGACAUGGAGACGGGCGAAGUCGUGUUUGAGGUGGAGCGUGAGCCGGAGGACUACCCGCCCCCGGAGACCCUCGCGAAUCUCCCGCCGGAAGUGCAGCAAUUGAUGCGCACCGUCACCUACAAAUUCCCUCCUUCCUUGCUGCGACGAAAGACAAUUGGGGCCAAACUUGUGUUUGGCGUCAACGGCGACAUCCCCGUCCCAAACUUCCGCAUGAUUGAGCGGCACUACUUCCGUAACACACUCAUCAAAUCGUUUGACUUUACAUUUGGUUUCUGCAUCCCGCACUCCACCAACACGUGGGAGGCGAUCUACGACGUGCCUGCGCUCUCCGAGGAGUGGGUGCAGGCCAUCAUCGCGAGCCCCAAUGAGACCGUCAGCGACAGUUUCUACUUCGUGGACAACAAACUGAUGAUGCACAACAAGGCCUACUACGCGUACAAUGCGCAGGAGGGAAACUCCGUUAUUUGA